AUGGUUGUCGAUAAAACUCAUUACGACGUCCUCGGUAUUGACGAAAAUGCAACACAAGAACAUAUCAUUAGUGCUUUCCGACAAAAAUCGAAAGAACACCACCCCGAUCGUGGUGGUACUCAUGAAAUGAUGCAGAAAAUUAAUGCUGCCAAAGAAGUCUUGACUGAUCCAAAGAAACGGGCAAUCUAUGAUCGAUAUGGAUCCGAAGGGCCAUCGUCGGGUAUGGCUCAUGGACACUCUACUGGUUUUCCAGGAUUUUCAAGCGGCUCUCCUGAUAUAUUUGAUUUCUUCAUGCGAGGAGCAAGUGGUCGAGAACCAACAAUAGCGUCGAAAGGCAGCGAUAUUAAACACGCCCUGCAAGUUUCAUUAGAAGAAUUGUAUUCUGGCCAUACGAAAAAAAUAUCUGUUCCUCGCGAAAUAAUUUGUACAGCUUGUGAUGGUACCGGUUCUGUAGAUCGCAUCAAUCAUGACUGUACAGCAUGUAAAGGACAAGGUGUUGAAAAUUUAAUAUUUCGGACAGGUCCAUUCAUUCAACAGUCGCAACGUAGCUGUUCAUUUUGUAGUGGACUGGGUACAAGGGUCAAUGCCAAAAAUCGCUGUAAAAUAUGUCAUGGGAACAAACUUGUUCGUCAAGAGAAAAUUUUGGAUGUAGAUAUUUCACCUGGAAGUCCCGACGGAGGAGCAAUCAAAUUUAUCGGAGAAGGAAACCAGAUACCCCAAGGAGAAAAUGGCUCAUUGUAUGUUGUACUACGACAAGCACCACAUGCUAUCUUUGAACGAAUAGGUGAUAAUCUAACGAUGAACUUAAAGAUCAAUCUUUCUGAAUCGUUAUGUGGAUUCCAGCAUAUCGUCACAUUACUUGAUGGGCACAAGAUUCGAAUUAAUCACCCACCAGGAAAACCAAUUGUGCCUAAAAGUUACCGUUGUAUCAAAGGUCAAGGUAUGCCAAAUAGGCAUACGCACUCUUAUGGUGAUUUGUUCAUUUAUUUCGAUGUGGAAUUUCCGGAAGACAACUUCAUCAAAAAUGAAUCACAACUAAAACAACUGGAAGCAAGCCUGCCACCAAAAAGACUAGCUAGACUGAAUAGUACAGAAAAGUAUGAAGAAGCUCAAAUGAUUGUGAGUGAGCCUCCGCCAAAGAAUUCACAACAACAACAACAACAACGCUUCGAAAAUGGUCACCACUAUCAUAGAACAGAACAUGACGACGGUGGCGGUACUAAUGGUCAUCCCCAAACUGUUCAAUGUGAAACACAAUAG
Rotaria socialis is the source of this 1260-nucleotide messenger RNA. The record is from the annotation of a GenBank genome assembly. NCBI's taxonomy places the organism in Eukaryota, Metazoa, Rotifera, Eurotatoria, Philodinida, Philodinidae.